UAUCAUACGGCUAUAUCUGUUUAUCUACGAUUAUACUGUAUACAAAGUCAUGGUUGUACUCUCGCGACUAUUUACCGCGAUUGCGUGGUUUCAGAUUGCCUUGAAAAUAUCCCGGCAGAAGUAUAAAUGGCUUACAAUGACGAUCGGGGGCGUGCUAAUUACCGCCCACAUUGUCGCCCAAAUCUAUUACCAGAUUGUGUUUGACAAUCUGGCUGCAAUUUUCGGCGAUAAUUUAGUCGGUGCAUUUCAACAUUGGAAAAUCGCCCGCGCAUGUUUGCAGUUGGUCAUUUUAAUUUGGUUUGCGGCAAAUAUUCUUUGUUACACAACUGUAAUUAAGAGCCCGAGAAAAGUGUGCUAUUCACGUCGAUUACUUCCGUUGGCAAUAUUCAAUUGGUGCCUAAUUGUGUUGAAUGCGACAUUGACUAUACUUUAUGUCAGUCUAUUCCGUUACAACUGGCUAGUUAAAACUUGGCUUGGAUUAUUGCCAUAUCUACUUGAUGUGAUUUUAAUCACCACGGUAUGGGAAUGGAUAUACAAGAUUUGGGUAUUGGAGAAACGGUUUGAGUUAAUGGGGGUGUUGGGAAGAAAAAUGAGCGCCGACGAAGGCAUGAGUAUAAACCUGGAUGAUAUUGGAAGAAACAAGAUGGUUCUACAAUCGAAAAACAAGGUAUUAUCCAUGCUAGAUGGAAUAUUACAUAUAGGAAAUAACAAGAUUGUUGAGGAUGUCGGGUCAGUAAAAUCCAUAGAGUUGGAAGAUUUGUCCACCAAAGACUCAUCCAUGCCAUCCGACCAAACGCCGCAAAGCAAUGAACAUAGUCACCAACACCUCCACCAUCGAGUCAACUUUUUCGUUGAUGAUGAAACUCCAGGGACUUCUCCAAGCAAUGCAAAUGUGUCGCCCAAUACGAAUCCUGACGGAUCAGACGCAGAUUAUGACGAUGAAAUUGUAGACAAUUACGAAAUAUGGGGUCGAGAAGAAGACGACACCGAUGAAAUUGGCAAUCACGAAAUAGGAGACGAUUUACACGAAGUAAUUGUUGGUUCUAGCAACCAAUUUGACUCAGGAAGUAAUGACUCUACUGAACCACCACCGUUCCAACCGCUUCCCGGGUUUAGCGAAGAGGAUUAUUGGAAUGAUGAAAAGAGAUAGAAUAUUGUAUUUUUACUUUUUAAUUGUAUUUAGCUUUGUAUAAUAAUAAUUAAUAAUGGGAUUGGU
Messenger RNA from Spathaspora passalidarum NRRL Y-27907, 1216 nucleotides. RefSeq names its product Dfg16p (gene DFG16). The record is from RefSeq and is a predicted model, not a curated record. The coding region runs from base 50 to 1150 and encodes 366 amino acids. Gene Ontology annotation, cellular component: plasma membrane. Gene Ontology annotation, biological process: cellular response to pH. The transcript has a single exon. Lineage: Eukaryota; Fungi; Ascomycota; Pichiomycetes; Serinales; Debaryomycetaceae.